UGCUGUUAUUCGAGAAAAAAUAUCCUGAUAUAAAUAUAUCAGUUAAAAAUAUCGAUAAAUUGAUAUUUCGAUAUACUUUUAACAACAAAUGGAGAUCUCCGUUGACUUGAGUGCUACCAUGUCAGUUGAUGACAUAAACUUGGAACAGGAGACUUCUUUAUUAAAUCACAAUGUGAGUUUUAACACCAGUAUAGAAAACACAUUGGCAUCGACUGCGAUAGCCGGCGAAUCGAUGUCCAAUCUCAGCUUCAGUCUAAGCGAAGCUGAGCGUCAUAGGCUAAGACAGAUUGAAGAUAAGAAUUGUGAGACUGUCAAUCGCAACACGCACUGUGUCCUCAACGAUUUGUCGGUGAAUCUGGAGGACAAGCGGCCCAUAAACGCUAGCUUAAGCUGUAUGGAAAUAAGCGUUGUUAUGGAGGAAGCGUCUAGUACACUAGGAAGAGAAAGCGAGCGCAUCAUAAAUAUUGAAGACACACUGGAUGAGAUUCCCGUCGACAAUAGAGAGACAAGAGAUUCCGUCCCGGGUCGGUCAAGUAAUGAACAAACUAGCAGUAACACAGUACCAAUGGCAAAGCAACUUGUUGAACUAGGACGUCGCCACUGGUCAUCAACAAUUGAAGCUCAGAGAUACACGAAAGGCUGCUACUGGUCGCCGGACGGCACGUGCUUGCUAAUACCAGUUCACACGGAUGGCAUGCAUGUAGUUGAAAUGCCCUUGGAUUUAUACAAUUCCAAGUGCGUGACUCCGGAGAGAGAUCUUUCCCAACUACAAUCAGCAGUACAUGUUCCUGAAGGAGGUGCCGUCUACGAUUGCACUUGGUAUCCACUAAUGAGCAGCCAAGAUGCAAGCACUUGUUUAUGGAUAGCUACUCGCCAGCACGAGCCAAUUCACAUGUGGGAUGCGUUUGAUGGGAGUUUGCGAUGUAGUUACAGUGGCUACGACAAAGUAGACGAAGUAAUAGCAGCCAUUUCGCUUUCUUUCUCGCAUGAUGGGCAGAAGAUCUAUGCAGGUUACAAACACUGUAUUAAGAUUUUCGAUACGAGUCGGCCUGGUCGCAUCUGUGAUGAGUACGCCGUCAAAUUCGCCGUUUCUUGCAUAGCCCAGACUUCGGAGCACCCUCACGCACUUACCUGCGGCAACUGGAAGGGCUAUAUACAACACUUUGAUCUACGUUGUCCGCCAAAUGAAGGUCCAAUGUUUACUCUGGGCGGCCAUUCGGCUGGGAUUACGCAGUUGAGCUAUGCAGAUAAUGCAGGCAAUUGGCAGUUGUAUAGCGGUGCACGAAAGUGCCCAAAGCUACUAGAGUGGGAUAUGCGUAAUUACAAAGCACCGCUUCGUGAAUUUCAACGUAUAGUAAACACCAACCAGCGCAUUCAAUUUGACCUAAGCAUAGAUCAUUCAUGGCUAGCUAGUGGAGACACAAACGGUGCCAUGAAUAUAUGGAACUUGAAAUCCAACCAUAAUACCCAGUCUGCUAAAGUACCAGUGCAUGGUGACUGCUGUAAUGGCAUUGGCUUCCAUCCGAUAUUGCCAAUAUUAGCUAGCACAUCGGGUCAAUAUCACUUCGUCACUGGCGACAAUCAUGAGAUUUUAAUGGACUCUAUGGAUACAAACACUCAUCAGAGAAUUGAAGAGGAAAAGCUUGUAAUUGAGUAUGAGAACUCUGUUGUGUUGCUCUGGUUUGGCGACACUUUACUAUGAAUUUUGUUCACUUGUUUUUGUGUACAUUAUCGAUUCAAGUUUAUAUGCAGUUUAUGAAAUAAUUAUUUCCACAGAAGUAAAUAAAAACUGUGAUGUCGCAUAAUUAAAUGAAAGCCAUGUUACUAAGUACCAAUCGUCAAUAUAUAUCAUUUAUUUAAAUUAAGGA
Molecule: messenger RNA, 1868 nt
Organism: Drosophila albomicans
Lineage: Eukaryota; Metazoa; Arthropoda; Insecta; Diptera; Drosophilidae
Gene: WDR79
Product: telomerase Cajal body protein 1 homolog
Exons: 3
Coding region: 89-1702 (537 amino acids)
Biological process (GO): Cajal body organization
Cellular component (GO): Cajal body
Molecular function (GO): protein binding; RNA binding
Source: RefSeq, a predicted model, not a curated record